Messenger RNA from Microbotryum saponariae, 663 nucleotides. Lineage: Eukaryota; Fungi; Basidiomycota; Microbotryomycetes; Microbotryales; Microbotryaceae. The record is from the annotation of a GenBank genome assembly.
AUGCCGGAUCCGCCCUGCGCCGAUGUGCCCCCGCCCGAGGACCUAUUAGGUGGUAAUGGCACGAGUGAUUCAUCACUCAACACGCAAACGCGUGAAGCGGUCACUGGAGGAACCGCGAAUCCUCCAGCUUGGUCGCCCGAGGCAACUCAGGUCCGGUUGGACCAUGAGAAGCUGAUGAAGAAGACCUUCCAAGUGCUCGGGAUUGUUCCCUCCAGCAAGUCGACCCGCCGACUGAUGGUCCUGAUGCACGACGCCUCGACCCCGCCUUCGCAGGCGCCAGCGCUCGCACGAGCCGCCCAAAGAGCGGUGCGAAACGACGCAGCCCCGGCCUCCAAUGUGAUUCGAGUCAUUAUGGAUGGUCCUGGAUCACCCAGAGGUCCUGUACAGACCGCGCUGCGCAAGCACUUUGGAUUGGCUGAGACACCGUUCAUGUUUGUGCGGCCCGAGGUCGAGAAGCUUUUCUCAAAAUGCGUGAAGCUGAACCCGAUUGUGACGAAAGCCACGAAGAGGUUCCCGAUCGCUCGUCACAUGUACGAGCUUGUAUUCGAAUCCGAGCAAGCUUGUCUUGAAGCCGCUUCAGCGGGCCCAUUCCCCUACCACGGCAAGGAGAUGGUUACCGAGCUCCCCAGCGCCUCUCCCCUUAACCACGUCGUGCAGGUGUGA